Molecule: messenger RNA, 885 nt
Organism: Acanthosepion pharaonis
Lineage: Eukaryota; Metazoa; Mollusca; Cephalopoda; Sepiida; Sepiidae
Source: the annotation of a GenBank genome assembly
AUGUCCCUGUCUUUGUUAGCAUCCAAAGAAUCGACAGCCGCGUCUGUUUAUUAUAUAACUAUUUAUCCCAAACUUUUCAUUAUCUAUCUAUCUAUCUAUCUAUCUAUCUAUCUAUCUAUCUAUCUAUCUAUCUAUCUAUCUGAAUCUGUUCAUUAUCUAUCUAUCUAUCUAUCUAUCUAUCUAUCUAUCUAUCUAUCUAUCUAUCUAUCUAUCUAUCUGAAUCUUCUUCUAUCUAUCUAUCUAUCUAUCUAUCUAUCUAUCUAUCUAUCUAUCUAUCUAUUAUCUUCGCUCACAAAAACAGAACAGCAAGCGAGCGAGAAUUUCUAUUAUCGGCGAUGCAGGCAUAAUUUGCUGUCAUUUCUUUCGUUGUUUUUUCUUGCUUUCCCAUUUGACUCGUAUUUAUUCAUCUAUCUAUCUAUCUAUCUAUCUAUCUAUCUAUCUAUCUAUCUAUCUAUCUAUCUUCAUGCCAGUCAAGCAAUCUAUCUAUCUAUCUAUCUACCUAGCUUCAUGACACACAUGUAUAUAUGUUCGUACCUAUGUAUGUAUCUAUCUAUCUAUCUAUCUAUCUAUCUAUCUAUCUAUCUCAUUUUAUUCUGCCUUUCUGUUCUCCGUUUAUCUAUCUAUCUAUCUAUCUAUCUAUCUAUCUAUCUAUCUAUUAAAUUCUGUUCAUCAUCUAUAUUUUUAUGCCUGUCUGUUCAAUAUCUAUCUAUCUAUCUAUCUAUCUAUCUAUCUAUCUAUCUAUCUAUCUAUCUAUCUAUCUAUCUAAGUCUGUUUAUUAUCUAUCUAUCUAUCUAUCUAUCUAUCUAUCUAUCUAUCUAUCUAUUUAAUUCUGUUUUUCUAUGUAUGUAUGUAUGUUUGUAUCUAUCUAUCUAUCUAUCUCUCUGA